AGCAGCUUCAGCUGGGGUAACAUGGCGUCGUUGAAGUUCACGCACGCUGUUGUAUGUCGCAUUCCUCUGUCGUUCAGAACGAGAGGAGAAAUUGAACUGGAAGAAGCAAAACGACAACAUGAAGCGUACGUUCGUCUUUUGCGCGAGUUGGGGUUGGACGUCAUCGAAUUGCCGCCCGAUGAGAGUUUACCCGAAUGCGUCUUCGUGGAAGAUACAGCCGUAGUAUGCAAUGGAAUAGCAUUAAUUACGCGCCCUGGUGCGCCUACCCGCGUAAAGGAGGUCGAGACAAUACGAGCUGUUCUUAAAAAGGAAUUGGAUUUACCGAUUGUAGAGAUCAGUGAUGAAUCUGCCAAAUUGGAUGGUGGAGAUGUACUCUUCACAGGACGAGAGUUCUUUGUGGGGUUGUCUGAAUGGACAAAUGAGGCGGGUGCACGAGCUGUGGCCGCUGCAUUCCCUGAGUAUCCCUGCACUCCGGUCAAGGUGAGGCCUUGUAUAGACCCCGAUGAGAACUUCGACCUAGACACACUUCAGGUGACAGAAUCUAGACAUUUGAAGGCUUUAGUGUCUAUGGCUGGACCUGAUGUAAUAUGUGUUGGUGCAGGAAAAGCAGCCCAAGAGGUAUUAAAGCGCAUUGAACGUGAAGCCACAUUCAGCUACCAAACUCUGACAGUGCCAGAAGACAUUGCUGCUAACGUUCUUUAUGUAAAUGGUACUCUCAUUCAUCGUUCAUCAGACGAAAUUCCUGAAUCUACGAAGGUUUUUGCUGAAAAGGUGGAUUUUGCCCGGCGCUCCUUGAGCAUGUCAGAGUUGGCUAAGGCUGGAAGUGGUCUAACGUCGUGUUGUCUGCUGUUUCGGCGGACAAGGCAUAUUCGCAGCCUGUGAAUUUAAUAUCUGGUUGUGAGGUAAAGAAGCUUUUUAAUCUAUGGAGGAUGAGGAAUCUGAAUAGAUGAGCAAUCAAGCAAGAGAAGCAAUGAUAAACUGCUUUUUUCAGCAAAGCAGGGGAGUUUAAUGAAUAUUUUGGUCUCCUUGGGCUUAUAUAAGGUUGAAAAACCUGUGCUUGUAAAGGAUUUAAAAGUGUAAACAUAGCUUGUAAUUAUACUGCAGAGUUUUAUACAAAUGUUAGAUGUUUGGUGAAAUUCUGUUUGUUAUUUAUAUUUUUAAAAAAAUGGUAAACAAAUGUCGAAUUUGUGCAAUGUGCACAAUAAGCAUAAUAUUAAGCUUGCCAAAUCUUGUUUGAGGUAUGAUUAUGUGCUGUUUCAAACAACACAUUGGUGCUUAAAAACUAAAAUGAGCGUCAGUUUUACGUACCUUGUCAUGAGUUAUGUACUGUUUGUAAACACUCCAAUAAUCUUAAGCUUUACAUUUUGAGGUGCACACUAUUUAUAAUUUUAGUUUAAAACACUACAAAAAUAUCUUCUUGCAAAUCUACUCUGCAAACAUUUUUCUUUUAGCUUGCUUAAUUACAUAAUUUGUCAUCUCUCGUUAUUUAUAUAAUAUUAGAGAUAGUUUUGGGGUGUAAAAUUACACUUUCCAUAUGAACUGAUUCUUCAUGAUCAAAUUAGGAAGACUGUGUGUGCAUGAUAUUUGUGAAAUUUUUUUUCCCUUGAUUGGAAUUUUGAAGAAAUCUUUCAUUUGUACAAUUAGCGCAGAUGUAAGUGGUUCCUUCAUUUUAUUAUUGGAUUUUAUUCUAUUACUAUCAUUUAGUAUGAAUAUUACUGUUGAAAUACUUAAUGUUCUGUAUUUCAAUAGUGAAUGUAAUAGUUUGUUUUUUUGAAACAAAUUAGACUGUAAGAUUUUUCAAAGUGGACUGUUCCAAUAAGCAGCUUAUGCAACUGUGUUGGUAUUAAAUUGAGAUCGUUUAUGAACUAUCAGCAGCUUGUAAGACCAUUUUGGUGAUAAGUGUACAAUUGUGUGUAUACAUAUUGGAAUUUUAGGUGUGAAAAUUAUUUACUUUUUAAAAUUUUUUUUUUCUGUGCAUCUUUGUUUUGAUAACCUUCUAGGAUUUCAGUACGUUUUCUGCAUCCUUUUUGCAAUUUUGAAUAAUUUCAUUUGCAAAGAAUGAUUUUUAUGUAAUUAAGUAGUAAGAUAAUGUGCAGUUAAAUAUAAUUAUUGAUAAUAUAUUUUAAUAUACGGAAACCUUGGUGUUGAUUAUAUGUGGAUAUAUUGUAGUACGUGCGUAUCACUAGACAAUGAAUGUAAUAUUACUAAUUUCUUUUUAUCUUGAUAUAGAUGAUGUGUAAUUAAAAGUAAUAAACAUACUACCUUGGGGAAUGUAAAAAGUUAAAGGAGGAUUAAUCAACUACUAAUUAUUUUUUAAUGUUUUGCUGAUGCGUUGCAUUUGUGAAGAGUUCUCAAAUACGUGUCUUGUGUCAUUGUCGUAAACUGAUGAUAGAUAUAGAAGUUUCUUGUUCACUGCACAUUCUCUGUGCAUAUUAUUCCCUACUUCAAUCAUAUUCCACUUCGGUAAUUUAUUGCUUAUUAAAUCUCUCUUCUUUUCACUUUCAAACCAUUCAUUUGUUGUGUAUAAAACUGUCCUACUGCAUGGGAUUAUUUAGUCAAUUUGGGCAUCUUAACCAUUAAGCUUGGUGGGCCUGGAGUUUUGAAAUGUCUAGGUUCAUUAGAGGGUUUUGAGAAAUUAAGAUAAAUGCUUCAAUGGUGGGCAAAAGAAACAAACAAACAAUGGAAAUGUGUAAUAAAGUUCAAAACCUGUCACUAAGCUGUUUAAUUUCAAUAUGAAUAUAAAAUAUUAUAUUUAUGGUCAUUCUUAAUUCUUGAGUUUCUAGUUGCUUACUGAUUACGUAGUUUGAUUAAUCCAAAAUCAAUGCAGUUUUAGGAAAUAUAUUUCACUACAGUAGUAAAUUUAGUCCCUUCACAAUUUAUUUUCAUUGUUAAUUUCUAAGGAGUUAACUACCCCAGAGAUCAAAUUCUAAUUCAUUAAAAUAUUUUAAAUCUUUUUUAUUGUUAAAGAAAAACAAAAAAUACUGAAUGUGAAAGAAGUUGAGGUUGUAUACUCCAGUGGAUUCAACCUAUAACCAUGGGCUUUUUUGUCACUGAUAUGUGCUCAAGACAUCUCCCAUGAGCAAGUAAUGUAUUUAUGAAGAAUUAGAUACCAUUUUGAUGUACAUAACUUUGUUUUGCAAGUAUCAAAUUUUUAAUGAAAACUUGAAUUUAUUUCACUUACAUUGAACUUCUAGAUCACUGGUAAAGUUCAAAAAAGAAAAGAAAAAGGAUUCAAGGCAGUAGUUUGCAAAGUAACAUGUAAAUCUCAAGAUGGUAUGAUUUGCCAUGUGCGUGUGUUUCAAUGCUAAGGCACAUCCGAUGUUAAUGCAUAUUAUUCAGCUCCCUCUAUAGUUAAUUUCUAUGUACUUCAUUUAUAUUGUACUGUUUAGUAGAUUCUGCAAUAAUAAAAUGAGCAAAAUGAAAGGAUCCAAAAAAUAAAUGUUUCAAGGCAGGUAAAUGUAAACUUGGAUUAUGAAUAGCUGUUUAUCUUUUCACAUAAUGGAGAUUAGUAACUUGUGUGCAGCUAAUAAAUAAUAUGAAAGGAAAGAAGUAUUUUAGUUAUAUUUCCUCAUUUUAAUGCGUGUUGAAUAUCCAUAUUUGUGCUUCAUCUUGCCAGUUAGCGGAGAGUGAUUUUGAGUGAUUAUUACUAGAAAUCAUUAAAUAUUUUUAAUAGAUGGAUAGUAUUUGGAAGUAACAUAUUCAUAAUUUUGAAUCAUUAUAAUUUCUUCUAUUUGGUUGUAAAUGUCUUAUUUUUUUGAAGAUAUGUACAUUUUAUUUUUAAAGAGAAUUGUAUGUAGAGUAAUGGAAGCUAGACACCAAUUUAGAUUCAUUUUUGUAGAAUAUAUGUGGUAAUUAUAGAAUUCAUUAUUCUUGUACCUUGCAUCGAAGGUAAAUACAAAAGGAUGCAUUACUACAUGAUAGUACAAUAUUGAACUAAAUAUAUUUUCUUAAAAAGAGAAAUACAAUAACUAGAAUUGAGCAGCCAAAAUAUAUAUAUAUAAUUUUCCUGUAUUACACACAAUUCAAUUAUAAUUCAGAAUUAAAAUAUUGGAUCAUUUAAGCUACAAUGAUAAUUAAAUGAUAUUUGUGUUAUUCCAACAGUUUGAGAUAUUACUUGAUUUUGCCUGAAACGUGACAAAUGUAGAAUUUUAUGUAUAGAAGGUCAAUGUUCUUUGUAACUGUGCCAGUCAUGUUUUGGGCAACAGUGAUCAGGACUGCCGAGUGAUAAAUUAAAGUUACUCUUACAUGGGAAGCAGGACCAGCCUAUGGUAGUGCCAAUUGAAUUAAAAUGAGUGUUCAUGUUAGUGUUUAAUAGAUUAUUAAUGAAUCCAAAAGGAUAUUCCUAUAGUAUUUGUUUUCAAAGUUCCAAGACUAAAGAUUGAAAAAUGAGCAAUAUUAUGUACUGAUGUGUAGAAGUUCAAAGUUUCAUUUAUUGAGAAACUGUAUAUGACAUUUUAGGGUCAAUUAUCUGAUUUUUACCUAGCUGGCGGUGUUCCCAGGCCAGGCCUAGGAGUUAGGGUAAGGGAGACAUGUGGUGAACAUGUUGCAAUCACAUCACCAUGUCUAGCUUUUUGACCAGUUUGUACUUUUUCGUCAGACAGCUAUAUAAUCUGAAAUAAUUUGUAUUAGAAAACUACAGUUUUAAUUUUUUCUAAGAAACUAGCAAGAGCGAAAAUAAUAAAGAAAUCUCCAAAAAGAAGUAACCAAGAUACUGUGUUGAUAUAAUACAUAAUCUUUGAAUUUAUUUCAAUUUUCAAUUUGACCAUGGAAUUGCAUUGGUACAUUCACCUUUACAAAACAGUGAUGUAUUAUUGAAAUUUAAUUUACAAGUAUUUAUGACAGUCAAAUGGUACCAGCAAAAUCCAUUUUUUCAACAGUAGCAAAAUCCUAAUUUUUAGUUUGUUUUACUGUUUCUGCUAAAUACUGUAAGGUAAAUAUAAGUGUAUACUAGUAAGCACUUGGAGCAAAGUAUAUUCCAUUAUUAAUAUAAAUUUUUAAUAUUGUAUUACAUUAAGUCAUCUUUUAUUUUAGCAUAAAAGGAUGAUUUGUUACCAAGCAAACAACUCAAAAAUUUUAAGUUUUCCAAAUAUUUUUGGAGUCUAGUAGCUUUGUGGAAAUAAAUUUUGCAUGGAUAAUCUAUUGGAUUAAU
Molecule: messenger RNA, 5149 nt
Organism: Gryllus bimaculatus (two-spotted cricket)
Lineage: Eukaryota; Metazoa; Arthropoda; Insecta; Orthoptera; Gryllidae
Source: the annotation of a GenBank genome assembly